AUGAUGGUUGUAGUAGUUGUCUUUUCAGUUGUUGUUGGCGUUGUGGUUAUAGUUCUUGGAGUUGUAGUCUUUAUCAGUUUCUUUGUCGUUGAUUUUGUCGUUGUGGAUGGAGUCGUAGUAGUAGUUGUUGUCGUUGACCUGGGAGCUUUAGUUGUUGUCGUGGGAGUUGUAGUUGUCGUCGUCGUCGUCGUUUUUGUUGUUGAUGGGGUUGUUGUUGUUGUCGUGGGAGUUGUAGUUGUUGUUGUUGUUGUUGUUGUGGGAGUUGUAGUUGUCGUUGUUGUUGUUGUUGUUGUUGUUGUUGUAGUUGUUGUUGUUGUCGUCGUCGUCGUUGUCGAAGGAGUUGUGGUAGUUGUAGUUGUAGUUGUAGGUGUUGUUGUAGUCGUUGUUCUCUUAGGAGGUGUAGUCGUACGAGCCUUAGUAGUUGCUAAAGUUUUUCUUCGUGUUGGCGCCGUAGUAGUUCUUCUUCUUCUCCUAGAAGUUAUUCGUGUUGGCGCCGUAGUAGUUCUUCUUCUUCUCCUGGAAGUUAUUCGUGUUGGCGUCGUAGUAGUUCUUCGUCUUCUCCACGGAGUUGUUUUUUUUGUGGUUGAUGGACUCAUAACAGUUCUUCUUUUUGUUAUUCUUUUUUUGGUUGUUAUUCGAGCUGUGGAUGCGCUUGUACGUUCUUUUACUCCUCCUAUAUUUGACCCCGGUCAGCCUAUUCCCCUUGAUUUGUUUGCUUCUAUCGGGAACACCUCCAAAGCGCUCAGCGCCUACAUCUGUAUUCGAGACCGCCGGUUGGCUCUUACUGGUUACAAAAGUUUUGUUCUAAAAGGGCGUGAUGAAGAUGUGGAUUUACGAAUGUUGUUCAUUUUCCACUCACGUUCAGAGUAA
Molecule: messenger RNA, 870 nt
Organism: Strongylus vulgaris
Lineage: Eukaryota; Metazoa; Nematoda; Chromadorea; Rhabditida; Strongylidae
Source: the annotation of a GenBank genome assembly